Messenger RNA from Fraxinus pennsylvanica, 426 nucleotides. NCBI's taxonomy places the organism in Eukaryota, Viridiplantae, Streptophyta, Magnoliopsida, Lamiales, Oleaceae. The record is from the annotation of a GenBank genome assembly.
AUGGGUAGAAUAAGAGGAAAAGGGAGGAAACAGUCUGCAGUUGCUGCUGGAGACGAUGCUGUAACUGGAGAGGAUGAGAAGAUACCGAUGAGGAGAAGAGGAAGGCCUCAGAAACCUUUGAAGGGUGAAAUUGAGGAAGAAGAAAAAUCUGAGAAGAUAGAAGAAGAAAAUGAUGAAGAUGAUAAUAACACAUUGAGUUCUGUAUUGAGUAAAACUUCAAAAAAUCAAGUUGCCACAGAGAAUGGCAGGAAGAGAAAGAGGACUACAAAGAUCAAGGACCAUGCUGAUUCGGUGAAAGAGGAAAAUGGUGCGGGAACUAAUACUAACACUACUGACUUGAUCAAGUCUGUCGGGUUCAGGCAAAAUGGAAGCAGGAGGAAAAAUAAACCUAGACGUGCUGCUGAAGUUGGGGUCGAGUGCAAAUGA